CCCCCAGUCUGUGGCUUAGCGUCGAGGCGGCCGCACGCUCGCGUUCGUCCGCUCCGCUCUUAAACCGCGAGUGUUCCAACCAAUUCGAAUUUCAAAAUAUCGAAGUGCCAUCUUUGUUUUUGUUUUUUUUUUCUGUGUGCAGUGCCAGGAUUUGAAUCAAACAGAAAUAAUCAGAUCCUCAUCCGGUGCGGUGAUCCCUGUAAGUACCCGCACAUUAAACUUAACGAGAUCUCGCAUGAAACCUGAAAGCUAGUACCGGACCAGCCCAUUCAAGAUGAGGCCUACGUCGCGGUGCGUGGCGCUGAUAGCGCUCAUCGUCGCCGCCAACGCUCAGUCAGUUGAAGAAUUGAAGGGCGAAUCAGUAGAAAGUGCCAGCACAUCCACUGGCAGUUCACAAGAAGAGGAACCCAAAGAGGCCUGGAUGCGGGCCCCGUCUGGCGGCGUCGCGGUCCGGAGCGGAGAAGAUGCCUUACUGACUUGUGUAGUACUGGGUGCCAAGGGCAAGCCGGUACUUUGGAGGAGAGCGAGUGACCGCCAACUGUUGACCGCUGGCGGGGUUAGAGUUACUAGAGACGACAGAGUCCGCGUGUUACAUGAUGACUCUGAAGAGCCAUUACAAGGCCCCGGUAUCGCCAAAGGUGGCGACGUGUGGGCGCUAGUCAUCAAGUCGGUGAAGGCGUCCGACGCGGGCUUAUACAUGUGCGAGCUAAACACAGAGCCGCCAGUCAGAAGCUUCCACAGAUUAACAGUGAUAUCAAGAGGCCUAACUCCGCCGGAGAAUACCAACGUGACAGACAGUUACUCUUCUAAUUUGCCAACGUUGUCACCGUUGGCUUUGGCACACAACUACACGGAUUGUUGCAUUGCUGCCAACGUGACCAAGGCGUGUCUGGGUUUCUGCAGCAUUCAGACCAUCUUGGAAGGCACUGGACAAGACCCGGAGACGUGCCAGCCUGAUUUCCCUUCUAUUGUUAAAUGCAUGGCCGACGGCCGCAACCACGUGCCGUGCUGCGUGCAGGAGCGCGUGCCCGACAUCUGCCAGGACGUGUGCCGCGGCGAGUUUACCCCGGUGACCGACAAUAUAAAGACACAUUACAGCUGUGCAGCGUACAUGGAAAAGACUUUGGCGUGCAUUGUUGAGGGAAUUGAACUCCUCCCAAGCCCGCCAGAAGACGUUGAAGUGGAAACCCUCAACGAGAAACAACUGAACGUCUCCUGGAACCCACCACUCGAGAACACAGACACCGUGACAGAAUACAUCGUCAACGUCACCGCUCUGCGCUCCUUCGAUGCCCAUCUAAUCGAUCCCUCAGAGAGCUCGAUAAAGAAUGUGAGCGUGAAGAUGAGUCAACCUGUGACGCACAGGAUACCGGCUAAUAAGACGUUUUUGGUGCUAAACGAUUUGCUGCCGUUCACGAUGUAUGAGAUUACGGUCACGUCGUAUAACGUGCAUGGAUCGAGUUUGCCCAGUUAUGCUAUAAGGUCACUAACCCUGACUCCCGGCAAGAUGAAGACCACGAAGGUGUCCCCCGCGCCCAAACUGCCCGACGUUCGUUCGUGCUGCGUCAACGCUGGCGUCAACCAUUUCGGCUGCGUGGACAAACUGUGCGAUCCUACCAAGACUUUUGAGAUCGGGCUGCAGGUCACAGACCUGAUGAUCUGCGCGCCAUGGGCUGGGACUACGUUUGGGUGUCUGGUGAAUGGGAUGGAUCAUUCUCCGUGCUGCCGGGCGAGAGGCUUGCCAGAAUCCUGUCUUCCACUCUGCAGUGGAAACGUGACGAACCUCGACUUUAACCAUUUCAAGUGUCUCCGCUACAUGUCUUCGUACACCAACUGCCUCCUGCAGGGAUACGGCGUGCUACCCGGCCCCCCCACCCGCCUGCACCUCACCAACAUCGACACGGACUAUGCUGUGGUGCACUGGUCCCAGCCCGCGGCGCUGCCCGACACCGUGCAGUAUUACAACCUGCAUUAUAAGGCGGUGGCGGCGGGAGAUGAUUAUAGGGUACUAGAGAAGAUCCACUCACCGUUCAUCCUGGAGGACCUAGAAUCCAACUCCGACUACGAGAUCUACGUAGAAGCUGUCAAUGAGCACGGUGUGGGCGAUGCGUCCCCGCGACUCAUAUUCAGGACUCAGAGUCAGGCCGUCGAAGAAGAAGAGGAACAAUCCAUCUAUUACAACGUAACUGCGUGCUGCGAGCGCGUAGCUGUGGCCGGCGUGUGCAUGCCGCUCUGCUCCUACGACGCCAAGAUGUCCGACCUGAGAGCACUCGCGCCACUCUGUGCGCAGGAGUUCCAUAAACUACUACGGUGUGGGGCUGGAGGUCGCAACCACGAAUCCUGCUGUGCGCGGCGCGGCGUGCCCGCCAACUGCCGCGGCGUCUGUGCCGGUGCUUACACCGGAGGCAUCAACACCUGCGUGCCUUAUAUAGGGAACAUCGUGCAGUGCUUCGAAGAAGGUACUGGCCUCCUCCCCGGCCCCCCGCGCGAGGUGCACGCGAUCGUGACAACAACUGGCGACAAGGCGACAGGGUUCUUGGACUGGUCUGCGCCUGAAGACGGCGCCAACGCGACAUCCUAUGUCGUCCACUGGCAACGCGUUGGAAAUAAUUCGCAACCGUACUACUAUAAUACGCUGCAGUUGGACAAUCAAAUCAACACAACAGACAGCAUGGCCAACAUAGAAAACCUCGAAGUGAACGCGACGUACCACGUAUUCGUAGUGGCCGUGAACGAACACGGAACAUCCCUUCCCAGCAGUAUGCUCCUGAUCAACAUCACAUCUAACACACAGGAACAAAGUGUGUCCGGCAUCCCGUCGCCCCCGCACUCAUUAUCAGUGUCGUCACACUCGGCAACCUGGUUGACGCUCACGUGGCAACCGCCGCAGUUCUCGCAUCCCGAUGAAAAGAUCUCCUACACACUGUACUUCAAGUCCCCAACGCAACUAGGCCAAGGCAACGUGACAAUGAUCAACACAACUGUGCCUGGUCAUACCCUGGAGAAACUCACCCCGAACACACAAUACGUGUGCUGGGUGAAAGCUCACGCCGCCGCUGGGGACUCACUGCCUUCGGAGACACUUCUGGCUUGGACUGACCCGGCUUAUCCAGCAUAUGUCGAGCCCCCGACUGUGAACCCCGUGAACCUGGUGGUGGAAGGCUCCAGCAUGACCAUCCUCUGCAUUGCCAUGGGAACACCUACGCCUACCAUCUCGCUGUACAUUUCUGGUCACCUGAUCCGCCAAGUGGAGACCAGGCACAUGGUCACAGUAAUACACAACGUCACUCGCGACAUGGACCAGAUCUCGUGCUAUGCUGAUAACGGCUAUGGCACACCUAUGCAGGCUUCAAGGAAGAUCAAUAUUUCACACGUACCAACCAUCCAAGCAUCUGGCAUCACAAUGGCCGCGGCCGGUGACUCCGUGAUUCUGGAAUGCCGGGUCGAGGCCCUGCCGAAGCCGACUAUUGCUUUCUGGAGAGAUCCCAACGGCCGCACGCCGGUUAUCGAUGGACCUAACUAUACCAUACAGCUGCUGUCGGAUCCUGAGGAACAAACAAAAUACACGAUGCGGCUAAUAAUAAAGAAGAUAGCGGACACGGACGAGGGUGACUACUUCUGUCACGCCGAGAACGCGUUUGGGAAGACCCUGCGACCGGUCUCAGUGCGACUGAGGCCCACCACGCCACAUCAUAACGUUACGGAGUGCUGUACUCAGAUGAACGUAUCAUCGGCGUGUAUCGACGCGUGCAGUUUCCACCUUGAUAUGGAUAACAUUAUGGACCGUCCAGAAUGCAUGAAUGACUUCGACAAGCUCAUGAAGUGCGCGGCUGACGGAUCAGAUCACCGCAGCUGCUGCGCGUCCUGGGGCGUCCCUCGUAACUGUCUAGAACUAUGCCGCGGGGGCACCGUCGCACGUUCAUGUGCGCUCCAGCACGCGCGUCGCGCGUUAGCGUGCUUCCGCGACUCCGGCGCAAGGCUGCCUGGCCCGCCGCGCAGCUUGAAGGCGCACGCCGCGCCUACACCACACGCUGUACUCCUAAGCUGGGAGCCACCAGCGAAGAAUCCUCAGACAGUCUACCUGUACCGCGUGUUCUGGCGCGCGUACGGCGCCAAAGUGCCAGAGAAGCUUGACACCAGCGAGACUAGCGUUGUGCUCACAGGACUGCAGGACGAUGUUCGAUACGAGUGUGUCGUCAAAGCUGCAAAUGAGGCUGGCACCUCAUCCCUCAGCCAGUCCAUAAUGUUCACUACGGCGGGCCAGGAGACGGGCGCGGCGGCCGCGCCGGUGGCCGCGGGCGGCGCGGCCACCGCCGUCGGUGUGGCUGUCGCCUGCUUGCUUGUGGCGGCCAUAUUGGCUGCCGCUGCCCUGUAUUAUAGACAUAGGAAGAAUCUUAGGCUAAAGGCCCAGGGUGGCGUUGCGUUCGAAAAUCCGAGCUACCUCAGGGAACCAGCGCCGAUUCCUGACACCACCAUUAUCAACGGCUCAGUACCAAACGGGAACGCCAAUGGCGGAAACGGCGUUGUUAACGGCAACGGGGUUUCAAUGAGCACGGCGUGGCGGCAAGAGACACUGCAGAACCCAAGCACCGCCACACAGCGGGAGGUCGAUCCCACGCUGUAUGAGGAGCUGAAGUUAGGUCAAGACGGCGCGGGCUUCAAGCGCCUGAAGCCAUAGCCGGCGGCGCGCGGGGCAUCUCCGCUGCGCUCCCCGCGGCUCUCCGCGCGGGUCGCGCCGCGGUACUAGCUCCGCGACCCGCACGCGACCGGGACAUGUGUCCAGAUAAAUACAACUGUGUAACUAAAAUACCAACGGUAUAUACGGCGAGGCGUGCACGCCUUAAGAUCUCAUGUACUUGAGAAAUUUGAACGAUGGCUCUCGUGGCCGACUGGUCUCCUGCUGCUGAAGAUGCCACACUGUGGGAUGAUGCCCUUCUUGUGGUUGGUCAUAAGAAUUUUCUGAUUUUCGAUGAUAACUUUUUACUUCCCUAAGGAAAAUAUAUGAAAUCUUGUAAGAAUCUUGGGAAUCUGUUCAGGAGUCUAGCCAAGAUGACAAUGGUCCGCUGAGAAACGAAACGCUGUCUGUCUCUUUCGUUUCGCGCUUCGUUUCAUUUUCUGCAAAUUUUAAAUUAAAUUAACACUGAAAAGCAGAAAAUUCUCAUGUCCAACCACAAGUAUGGCGUCGUUCUACAGUGUGCUGAUUGAAGAAGACCUCUGUCUUCGUUUCUUAAGUAUUUGACAUCUAUUUUCAAUUUUAUAUCAAUAGGAAAGCUUCGUAGAGUGAGGCGCUCCGUAGUCCAAAAGUCAUAUUUUACGAGUAUGCAGUCCGAAAGUCACCUGUGUGGUUUUAUUAAACGCAAAUUACAUAAGAAAAGUUAUACUUUUCUAAUAUAACAUACGAUCAUUGGACGAGGUGACUAUCGAGAGAAAAGAACGGACGUGUUUGAUUAAAGAACUACGGGCGACGGACUUGUAAUGUUGUCGUCUCGCUCGCUCACAUACACUUAACGCUGCAACCAUUUUAACCUUAGAUUUACGUUUUGAUUCCACCAAAUAUUAAUAUUUAGAAGGUUGUGAAUCUGAGAGGAGCCAGCGAGCGACCCAAAUAUAAUAUAUAAAGAUUUUAAACAUAGUUUGUGAAUGAAUCUCAAUAACUAUAGAAGUAAUGAUGGAUCUAAUUGUAUAUAUCUUUACAUAUAUAAAGAGAGACGAAUUAAAUAUGUACAGUAGUAAUAUUUUAAUACAAUAUGGAGUUGGAAAAAAACCUUAAAAAAACGUUACCAAGGCGGUGUAGAUAAUAAAAAGUAAUUUUAAUCUUAAGUCAUAUUUGUGGUAUACUUGAUGUGAUUUAAACCAAAAAGCAAGUAACUUCAAAACGACGAUUGUAAAUAUCCCUGACAAUGUUUACUAAAAAAACAUUGAAUAUAAAUUUAGUAUAAAAAAACCACGGAACAAGAAAUACUAGUGUAUACACUCAUGAAAUAGAAAUACCAUCGUGUUGCUACGGGCUAUAUGAAACUCGUCAGUUUAUUUCGAGUGAUUUUAUCUCGCAAAAUGAUUUUAUGUUUUAAGGGUACAAUCGGAAAAUUAGGUUUAAAACACCUUAACUUUGGACAUUUCCAAAGCAGACAUGUGACCCUAAUUUCUAUGUAAGUAUAUUUCUACUACUAUACUAUGGAAUGUCUUUUCCUUAUACCUAGUAUUUAUUGUUACAAAAGUAUUUUAAUAAACUUGAUUAGACCACGUAGCUUGAGUUGGAGUAAAGUUUAAUGAAAAUAGAUCACUUUAUAAAAAAAUGUGCCUUCAAACAAUUUAUAAAGUAGUGUUAAUAUAGACGACCGAAAUGUGUGCUAUACUGGAUACUUAAAUCAAAGUAAUUUUGGACAUAAAUAAUUUAUUUUUAUUUAAGUAAAGAACAAGUUUAAAAAAAACAGUCCUCUACUAAUUGUACGGUUAAACCAUGAACGCAUAAAAAGUGUAUCUUUUUUAAACAGUUUUUCCAACGUAGCAUACAGAUUUCAUGCAGCUAGUUAGGGCAGAUAAUUUAAUUUAAAAGUCUUUUUAAUUCUAUAAUACGGUAUAUAGUAAUUAAAUACAGACACUAUGAACAAUAUGAAUAUCCAGUAUAGUAAAGCAAUCGAGUUUUAGAGAUAGUUGACCUUUUCGGCCUCUGAUUUUUGUACCUAUCCUAUUGUAAAUAAAAGUCAUUUUCAAAAUUUUAUACAGUUUCCUUGUAUCUAUACGGUUAUUCACACAGAGGCAUAAGAAUAUUUGAAGGGCUUAAAAAGUAAAAUCUGUUGUAGUUAGGUGAUAGAACAAACGGUACCUACACUACUUGUUGGUUUCAAAACAGCAUAUCAAUUGUAAGGCCUAUUUUUUAAUCUCCUGCGGAAGUUUUACUAAUUAUAACCGUGUUUUAUUUCAAGUUUAUCAAGAAAAUAUAUAUGAUUUUUUAAUUUAUUAAUUUAUUUUUAUUUUUAAUAUUUUAAUAUGUAUGACAGUUUUUGUUUAAAUACACGCUAAUUACAUAAUUAUUAUUUAAUUAUAAUAACAAUGUGGCAUCUAUAGUUGUGUUAGAUUAUUGUUUGUCAUUUGUUACGUGUAAUUAUGUUUAUUCUCAAGAUAUGAACGUAUUUUGUUACUUUAUAAAUAUUUGUUGCUUUAUAUCUCUGUUUUUAUGCAUUUUUCUUUUAAAAUGUACUUUCUGCUCAGUAUAUAUAGUAUGGUAUAUAUUGACAUAUGUUUGCUCUGGCGCAGCAAUGUGAUUACGAGUAUAUAGAACACCUUAUUCUAAUAAUUUUAGACGAAGACGGAUGUGACUAGAUUUGUAAAUAUCAAAUAAAAAAGCCAAAUAUAAA
This is a messenger RNA of Cydia pomonella (codling moth), 7358 nucleotides long. Its product is annotated as Ig-like and fibronectin type-III domain-containing protein 1. The record is from RefSeq and is a predicted model, not a curated record. The coding region runs from base 275 to 4678 and encodes 1467 amino acids. Gene Ontology annotation, molecular function: protein binding. The transcript is spliced from 30 exons. NCBI's taxonomy places the organism in Eukaryota, Metazoa, Arthropoda, Insecta, Lepidoptera, Tortricidae.